Molecule: messenger RNA, 2379 nt
Organism: Colletotrichum navitas
Lineage: Eukaryota; Fungi; Ascomycota; Sordariomycetes; Glomerellales; Glomerellaceae
Exons: 5
Coding region: 54-2369 (771 amino acids)
Source: RefSeq, a predicted model, not a curated record
GGCCCGACGAUGUCGAAACAAGCAUAGCGACACCCGCUCAGUAGCGCAUCUUGAUGGUAGCCAUGAUCUCAAGGAAUUCCGUGGAAGACCGCAGCGGGUCCGGGGUUGAACUGCUGGCAGUUACCGCAAACCAAACAACGACACCACCCUCGCCCAAUCCCUCGAUCGAAGAUAACACACCCCUGGUAGACGCCAUAGACGACACAAGGAGUGUGUCCAGUUUCAGGGCAGCACGUUUCGCCGACGGAGACCUCUUAUCAGGAUGGUUUCCCCAAAUCGAACGCGACGAGAACAGCAGUUGGAGCAUGUGGUUGUCGAAGAGAAGCCGUGCGCUCAUGAUCAAGAUUGGCAUCAUCAGUACCAUCUUCAUCACGAACCUCGUUGUGACAAUAUUCGCCUACUCGAGUUACGGCAGCAAGAAAGGAGUGGGACUUAUCUACCAUGGCGACUGCUCGACGGUAAAACAACUUGAUCAAUGGAUACAUCUGCUCAUCAACCUUCUGGGCACGGGGAUGCUGUCUGCUUCCAACUUCUGCAUGCAGCUGCAAGCCGCUCCUACUCGCGAAAAAGUCGAUGCUGCGCACGAAAAGGGCAAAUGGCUAGAUAUUGGCGUACCCAGUCUUCGCAAUCUGAGGUACCUCGAUAACUGGCAGCGAGCUUCUUGGGCAUUGCUAGCCCUCACCUCUAUACCAAUACAUCUAAUUUAUAACUCGGCAGUUUUCCAGUCGCUAUCGUCGCACAACUACACAGUGGCAGUCGUCAAAGACUCUUUUCUGAACGGUAGCUCUUGGAACCUUGAAACAGCUGAACGCAAUCGUGCUGGAGACUGGGGGUGGAACGAUACUCGCGUUAACCCACUGAACCUGGAUUACGAAAAGGUCAUCCAAGACAUGCAGCACGCUGCGUCAACGUACGAAAAACUGAAUAUUUCUGCUUGCUUCGACCUCUACGACGAUUAUUGGAAGCCUCAAGGAAAUGCAAUAAUACUGGUUAGGAACGAGUCGGUUCAGAUCACGCCGGAUGACAGCCUGCUGAUGUAUGUCUCCAUCGUCCCACGUUUGGACGACUGGGCGAAGAACAUGUGGGCGCUCGGAAAUGGCAGCGGUGUUUUUCUGGCCAAGUCGCCGCCGAAACCUGUGACGAAAUGGCUCCUUGGGCCCAAACUAUACGAGGUUUCUCGGUGUCUUGUCCAACCACCGGCCAGUCUUAGCACAAAGUGCCGGUUCGAAUAUUCGCCACCGAUCAUGUUCACGAUUAUCCUCAUGAAUUUGAUCAAAGUCAUCACCAUACUAUCAAUAUGGAUAGCUAGGAGAAGCCAAGUGCAAAAACAGCAGGAUAAGGCUCAGGAAGUGUUAUAUACUCUAGGUGAUUCAAUUGCUUCCUUCAUGAGGGAACCCUGCAAGCAGACCAUUGACAUGGGCCUCGCGACAAAGUACGACUUUCUGGCUACAAGUAGCUUGUUCAGGAGGCGCCCUCCACACGGUGCCCGAGUUCCACCGGCGCCUCGUACCUUCAAGACCGAGCCUAAGCAGUGGAGAUCGGCGGCGGGUCUCCUACAAUGGGCACUACUACUUUUGAUGUGUUUGAUUAUGGUCAUUGUUCCAGCCGCCCUCCUUUUCCGGUCAUUUGCCAGUUUACGGCUUCGAGAAAUGAAAUUCAGCAUCCCAGAGCUGUGGAAGCUCGGCUUUGGAGAGUUGACGCCUGUUACCUAUAUAAACAUCAACAUGCCGCGCACGGAUCCGGUAGGCCUUAUCGCCAACGUUAUCCUGGUUAAUAUGCCUCAACUGGUUCUCUCGGUACUAUAUGUUCUCUACAACACUAUGCUGAGUACCUUUCUGGUACAAAGAGAAUUCAGCCGACUGUGUGAAUACAGAUACCGAAAGCCCCUGCGGGUUUCAGAGCCCGUAGGCAUUCAGCGAUCGAGUUAUUCCAUCUCGCUCCCUCUGAGAUAUGGAAUUCCCUUGUCCGCCAGCUCGGCCUUGCUGCACUGGUUGGUCUCGCAGAGUAUCUUCCUGGCACGAAUACGAGCGGUCCUACCGGACGGGCGUGAUGAUGAAAUCAACUCAUUCUCCACCUGCGGCUAUAGUCCAAUUGCGCUCUUCUUCACGAUGAUUGCUGGAAUUGUCCUUGCCCUCGUCAUAGUUGGUCUUGGACUUCGUCGUUAUGAUGGCACAAUGAGAAUGGUGUCGACGAACAGCUUAGCUAUCAGUGCCGCAUGCCACGUGUUGCCAGAAGACCGCAAAUAUGGAUAUAUGCUUCCUAUCCAGUGGGGCGUUGUGGAGAUGAAGGGCGGCGUGGGUAAAUGUGCCAUGACGACAGCCGCAGCAGGAACUAUAAAAUUGCCAAAGUUUGGGUUACGAUACAGGUAAUGAUGUAGAG